Messenger RNA from Glycine soja, 2025 nucleotides. Its product is annotated as polyphenol oxidase I, chloroplastic-like. The record is from RefSeq and is a predicted model, not a curated record. Gene Ontology annotation, biological process: pigment biosynthetic process. The transcript has a single exon. NCBI's taxonomy places the organism in Eukaryota, Viridiplantae, Streptophyta, Magnoliopsida, Fabales, Fabaceae. The coding region runs from base 30 to 1847 and encodes 605 amino acids. Gene Ontology annotation, molecular function: catechol oxidase activity.
UUAGAAGAGAAAUACGCAACUGAUUAACCAUGGCUUCUUCUACAUCACAUCCAUCCUUUUGGUCCCUCCUGAACCUGUCUGCAUCCAUUCCCAUUUCUUCUUCCGUAUGCAUGUUCCCACCGUCUAAAAAACCUAGCAAAGCAACAAAGCGGCGUCAUGCUUGGGAAGUAGCAUGCAAUGGUAACCCUAGAAAUAGGAGGGACAUUCUGAUCGGCCUUGGAGGACUCUAUGGUGCUACAACAAGUCUCACAAGUAACAACACUGGUUCUGCAUUUGGUGCUUCAUUGUCGCCUCCAGAUCCAACUAACUGCGUUCAACCGGACCCAGAAAAAGACCCUUUUUGCCCACCACCCCCCUUCAAAGACUACGAGCUCCCUCCACACGAUGACAAGACAUUACCCCUUCGAAUUAGACCAGCUGCUCAUUUGGUCACUGAUGAUUACAUAGCCAAGUACGAGGAAGCCGUGAGGCGCAUGCAAGCCCUUCCACCUGAUGAUCCUCGCAGUUUCAUGCAACAGGCCAAUGUCCACCGUGCCUACUGCGAUGGUCGCGGCUAUACUCAAAAGGGCUUCGCUGACUACAAGCUUGACGUUCACGGCUCCUGGAUAUUCUUUCCUUGGCACCGCUGGUAUCUCUAUUUCUAUGAGAAAAUCUUGGGGAAGAUGAUCGGUGACCCCACUUUCGCUCUUCCGUUUUGGAACUGGGACAAUCCCGCCGGCAUGAGAAUCCCUCCCAUUUUCACAGACAAAAGUUCGCCUCUCUACGACGAACACAGGAAUAGCGAUCAUGUAAAUGCUUUCAUCGACCUAGACUACAAGAGGGACGAUUCUCCUGUGAAACCUCCUCAAAUAAUUUUAUGGCCGCCAGUGGAGAAAAAGAAUAACUCGAUCGUCGACAACUUGAUCGUCAACAACUUGAUAAAAGUUUAUACGGCAGUUGCAAGCAAAACCAACUCAAGCCCAGACUACUUCCUCGGGCCAGCAUUCGAAGCUGGUUCUGCACCUCAGCAACACUUUGGAUCUCUGGAAUCUUUGCACAAUACUGUCCACAGCUGGACCGGUGAAAGAGAAAACAAUCACCACGACAUGGGGUUGUUGGCUACGGCUGCAAAAGAUCCCAUUUUCUUUGCUCACCAUUCAAACGUCGAUAGGAUGUGGAACAUAUGGAAGACAGAAUUGCUGGAUGGAAGAAGAUUUGAUCACAAAAGUGACGACUGGUUGGAAUCCAGUUUCUUCUUCUACGACGAGAACAAGAACUAUGUGCGUGUGAAGGUCAAAGACUGCCUCGACUCCAAGAAGAUGGGGUAUGAUUACCAACGAGUUGACCUUCCAUGGCUGUUGGCUGGGGAACUCAUCAAACCAAAGAAGGAGAUUAUUCUCCUUCGUUCAAAACCAGAAGCUUCAACAUUCAAGACAUUACAGCUCCCUCUCCCUCUGGAAUCCAUUGAGCGUACAAACGUGAAGAGGCCGAAGCCGCGAUCCAGGAACGAGAAUGAAGAAGAAGAAGAAGGCGUAGAAGAGGUGUUAGUGAUAGAUGUUGAGUAUGAUAGCACUGAUGGUGUGAGGUUUGAUGUGAUCAUCAACGACCAAGGCGACAAUGAGAUUGGACCCCAGGAUUCAGAGUUUGCGGGAAGCUUUGUGACUUUGCCUCACUCGCCGCAUGUCAACCAUAACAACAUAACCAGAGCUUCUUUCAAAUUGCCAUUAACGUAUAAGUUGAAAGACUUGGGAGUAACAAAAGACGAUGAUAGUAUUUCUGUCACACUGGCUCCCAUAUAUGGGGACAAGCCUGUUACAAUUAAGGACGUAAGGAUAAAGCGUGUUUAUCCUGAGGUGGACGAUGAAUAAAUCUAAAUUAUGUGUGCUACUGCUAGGGUUUGUUCCUCUAAGGGAUACUCUAUCUGUCAUUUGUUGUUUCUUAAUUAGUGUGCUGUAGUUAUUUUUCUUGGAACUUAAUAGAUCCCUUUCAUCUGUGAGGGAUACUAUGUUAUUGUUAUAAUAAAUGUUUGUUAAAUUGUUUGUUUUA